This is a messenger RNA of Neohortaea acidophila, 1686 nucleotides long. Its product is annotated as triose-phosphate transporter family-domain-containing protein. Gene Ontology annotation, cellular component: Golgi apparatus; endoplasmic reticulum-Golgi intermediate compartment; cis-Golgi network. The transcript has a single exon. The coding region runs from base 1 to 1686 and encodes 561 amino acids. Lineage: Eukaryota; Fungi; Ascomycota; Dothideomycetes; Mycosphaerellales; Teratosphaeriaceae. Gene Ontology annotation, molecular function: antiporter activity. The record is from RefSeq and is a predicted model, not a curated record. Gene Ontology annotation, biological process: UDP-glucose transmembrane transport.
AUGCCUGCUACUCGGCGGAAGAACGGACAUGCGAUAGACCAGCUCUUCGACGGAUCCAGACAUGCCGGUAGGGAGUAUUUGAGCGGGGGCUCCGACGACUCGGAGGGGAAAGCGCUGCCGGAUCUGGAAAUGGACGUGAUACGAUCGGACGACGAAAGCAUGGUCGACGAUGAAGAGACGGGCCUCACACCGACACAGCGAAAGCAGCGGACGCGGCGGAAAACGAUGAACUCGCGACUCGACGGGCAGGUGUCGGGCGCGGUGAGCAUGCGCAGUGUGCCCGGCAGCAAUGGCACCACAGACGAGAAGCUCGUCACCACCACCCUGCUCAAAAACGUCCUCCUCAACGCCGUCCUCAUUGGCCUGUGGUACACCUUCAGCAUCUCCAUUAGUGUCUACAACAAAUGGAUGUUCUCCGGCGAGAAUCUCGACUUUCCCUAUCCCCUCUUCACCACCAGCCUACACAUGCUCGUCCAAUUCGCUCUCGCAGCAUCCGUGCUCUACUUUCUCCCUCACUACCGGCCGGGCAACUCCCCCGUCAUCAGACCACACGAGGCGUCAUACUCGCGUCUCAGCAACAACGACAUCGAUGGCGAUCCCCAGGAGGACCUCUCCAACGGCCAUACCCAGAAACCCAACGCCCUCCAACAAGAUCAAGAACAGCAGCAACAACCCCUCAUGACCAAAUUCUUCUACCUGACCCGCAUCGGCCCCUGCGGCACCGCCACCGCCCUGGACAUUGGCCUGGGCAACUUCUCCCUCCGCUUCAUCAGCCUCACCUUCUUCACCAUGUGCAAAUCCAGCGUGCUCGGCUUCGUCCUCCUCUUCGCCUUCCUCUUCCACCUCGAGCGGCCGACAUGGAAGCUCAUCCUCAUCAUCGCCCUCAUGACCAUCGGCGUCAUCAUGAUGGUCGCGGGCGAAACAGCCUUCAACGCCCUCGGCUUCGUGCUCGUCAUGCUCGCCAGCUUCUGCUCCGGCUUCCGCUGGAGUCUCACGCAGAUCCUCCUCCUCCGCAACCGCGCAACCAGCAACCCCUUCAGCAGCAUCUUCUUCCUCACCCCCGUCAUGUUCCUCGCCCUCUUCGCCCUCGCCCUCCCCAUCGAAGGCCCCUCCAACGUUAUCCAAGGCGUCAAAGACCUCGCCGCAUCGGAAGGCGGCUUCCAAUCCUUCCUCCUCCUGCUCUUCCCCGGCAUCCUCGCCUUCCUCAUGGUCAGCGCCGAGUUCGCACUGCUGAAACGCACCUCGGUCGUCACGCUGUCGGUCUGCGGCAUCUUCAAAGAAGUCCUGACCAUCAGCGCCGCGGGCGCGAUUUUCGGCGACGAGCUGAGCCCCAUCAACGUUUCUGGCCUCGUCGUCACGAUCCUCUCCAUCGUCGCGUACAACUACCUGAAAUACACCAAGAUGCGGCAGGAGGCAGUGCAGGAGGCGCAGGAAAUUUUCGGCGACGAACGGCAGGGCAGUCUGGAGAGGAGUGGCAAAGCGACUGCUGUUGUCGGUGGGCCGGGUGCUGCUGGCGACGCAGGAGGAGUAGAAAGGAGGAGGGGUAGUUCGAUGUCGUUGAUGCAAGAUACCUUGAAUCUACAGACGGAUAUGAGCCCGGGGGAUAUUGGACAGGGUAGUACGCAAGCGAAUGGCGCCCUUUCGCACAGCCCGGUGAAUGCGAAGCGGCCGGAGCAUUUGAAAUAG